Sorghum bicolor (sorghum) is the source of this 1152-nucleotide messenger RNA. RefSeq lists its product as uncharacterized. Bases 463 to 900 code for a protein of 145 amino acids. The record is from RefSeq and is a predicted model, not a curated record. Lineage: Eukaryota; Viridiplantae; Streptophyta; Magnoliopsida; Poales; Poaceae. The transcript has 4 exons.
GGUGAGCGGCCGCCCUCGGCUUUCCCUCCCUCCCUCCCUGCCGUGUGCCCUGCUCUGCUCGGUUGUUCGGUCGCCAUUAAUUUGCACGCUGCCAAAAAUCACGCAGCCUCUCUCUCUGGUUCCUCCCCUCCUCGAGCCGCCAGCAGGGCUCCGCACCGCAGUCCGCACUCCGCAGGCAUCUAAUCUUCCCCGCCGCACAGGCACAGCGGUUACACUGUUUCGACUCCGCCUCUUCCCCCGCGCGGCCGCGCGCGCGACAGACCACACGGGUCAAGGGCCGCGACCGGUUCAAGUCUCGGCGGCGACUGGGACUCCACCCCACCACGCGGACGCCACCCCUGCCGCGAUAUUCAAGUCCCCUGCCGCGUUUGCUUGUUGGCCGCUGAGGACUCGGGAAACGAGCAGAGUUGAAGAGCGGCAGGGGGGUUGCUGGUUGGUGGUUGCGGCCUGCACCAUCCAUCCAUGGACAUGGACCUCGUCCGGCGGGAGGCGGACAGGGGCGCCGCUGCGGAGUUCGUGGCUCUCGACAUCCGGGGCGAGGCGGAGUCGCCUCCGAACGACCCGGAAAUGCUGAUGGAAUCCUCGUUGGUCGCCGCAAAGGAGUUCGAGCGGGAUCGGAGAGCAGACGCCAAUUCUUCAUCCACCGGUGCUGCAGGUGCGUAUGAGAAGCAGACAGUGCCUCUGCAUGUUGACGAUAGCCCGAGGGAACACUUCCACCCCUCCACGCCAACUGCAGGUGGCGCAAAGCGUCGUCGUUCUAGCCGUCGUGCUCCGGGGUGGCGCGAUCCUAGGAAAAUCCUCUUCGCUUUUGCAGCAUUGUCCAGCGUGGGCACUUUGAUACUGCUCUACUUUACCCUCUCCAUGGGGAAGAUGGCAGGAGGUCAAGCUGAUGGCCAGUGAUAGCCUUGCUCUGUAUUGUUUGCCACAGCAUCACUAAUAUUUGUACAGAAGAAACUAAAGAACUGGUCGGUUGCUAAUGUAGUAGCCACAUCACCGCGUAUAUCACCAUGAUUUGAGAUGUUUGUACAUAGACACAGGAAAGUUUUACAGAUACAGUUUUAGGUGAAAGGCUUUUUCUCAUGAGCAGCGUUGAACAGCUCUGUAAUAAAUGUGUCCAUUUGAGCUGAUAGUUACUUCCUCCGUUCCAAAUUA